AUGGUAACCACGAAGGUCCUAACAUUGUUGCUACUAUGCCUGUCCAGUACUUGGGCAUAUAAGGUACUGUUCGUCUUCCCUGCUGCCACGAGAUCUAACGAUGUUUUGGCCAAAGGAGUCGUUUGGGCACUUUUGAAGGCCGGACAUGAGGUAACUUGGGCUGCGACUUUCAAGCAGGAAUCUCAUCCUAACCUUACUAUCAUUGAUCUUCCAGAAGCCAGGAAGGUUGUCGACAGUUUCGAUCCAAUAACAAUGAUGGGCAAUAACAACAUAAGUCUGUCUUUCAUGAAGGAACACACUGUCCGUAUUUGUACGGCAACCGCGCAAAAUGCCGAAUUAAGGCGAGUGGUCGUCGAGAAACAGUUCGACGCUGUCAUCACUACGUACUAUUUGAACGACUAUGAUGCUGGGUACGCAGCCAUCCAGCAAGUCCCCUGGAUCGUGUUCAGCAACGUGAACUACCAUCCUUUGUUAGAGCUGAUGGUGGAUGAAGUCAGGUCCAUACCGACCACGCCUAUUGUACUGAACGAGUGUGAGACCCCCAUGAGUCUGCCUAGGAGAUGGCUUAAUGGACUUAUGUAUAUGGUUUUAACUGCAUAUACCUGGUACGACCAGCCAAGACAAGUAGCUCAAUACGAGUCCAUGUUCUCUGAACUAGCUGCUAAGAGAGGAGUUCCUCUGCCCCCCUUCGAGGAAGCCAGGCAUAACGUGUCCAUACUCCUGGUGAACUCCCACGAGUCCUUGCAGAAUGGGUAUAGCUCUCCUCCCAAUGUGGUGAACAUCGCUGGGUAUCAUAUUAGUGAGCAUCUGGCUCCGUUGCCUAAGGAUUUACAGGAGCUCAUGGACAAGUCCAAAAACGGAGUGAUCUUCUUCAGCAUGGGGUCUAUUUUCCGAGCGGCAGGGCUGGACCCUAAGAAACGCGAUGCACUCGUGAAGAUGUUUGGGAAGCUGCCUUACACCGUGCUGUGGAAGUACGAGGAGCCUCUGGACAACCUGCCUCCUAAUGUACAUAUCAGGCCUUGGUUACCACAGCCUACCGUCCUUGCUCACAAGAACACAGUGGCCUUCAUCACCCACGGCGGUCAGUCGAGCACAGUAGAAGCUAUCCACGCGGGUAUGCCCGUGGUAGUAGUGCCGUUUGGUGGGGACCAGAAAGCGAACGCCGAGAGAGCUGUCCGAAUGGGUGUCGCUUUACAAGUAGACUAUUACAAGGACACGUUGGCUGAUGAUCUUGAAGUGGCUGUGAAGGAGUUACUGGGGAAUGAGAAGUACCGUGAAAAAGCAAAGUUCUUGUCUAAACUAUUCCGCACUCGUCCCGUGCCGCCGGCGAAACUCAUUCCUUUCUACGUAGAACUCGCUAUUGAAACUAAAGGGGCCUACCACUUACGCUCACUAUCACUCAAGUACAGUUGGUAUGAGCGCUGGAUGCUCGACUUCGUGCUCGCUGUGCUCGGCGUGCUCGCGGCGCUCGCGUGGCUCGUCAAGCUCGCUGUCACUGCUUGCGUCAGAAGAUUUAGUGGCAAGAAGACUACGGCUAAGAAGAAGAAGCAAUGAUCAUUGUAAUAUUGUUUUAUUUUUGUAAAUAUUGAAAGAAUGCUACGGGAUCGUUGCCGUUGAAAUAGAUGUGUGUGAAUAAGAUUUUGUUUAUAGUUUUCACGACUGUUAAAUAUUCCAAGUGUUUGCGUUAUUUAGUUGGAUAUUUU
Helicoverpa armigera (cotton bollworm) is the source of this 1703-nucleotide messenger RNA. Its product is annotated as UDP-glucosyltransferase 2. The record is from RefSeq and is a predicted model, not a curated record. The transcript has 9 exons. Lineage: Eukaryota; Metazoa; Arthropoda; Insecta; Lepidoptera; Noctuidae. Bases 1 to 1554 code for a protein of 517 amino acids. Gene Ontology annotation, molecular function: UDP-glycosyltransferase activity.